Fusarium coffeatum is the source of this 2508-nucleotide messenger RNA. RefSeq lists its product as uncharacterized. The transcript has a single exon. NCBI's taxonomy places the organism in Eukaryota, Fungi, Ascomycota, Sordariomycetes, Hypocreales, Nectriaceae. Bases 1 to 2508 code for a protein of 835 amino acids. The record is from RefSeq and is a predicted model, not a curated record.
AUGACUUUCGAAAUGAUGACCCUUGAUCCGGCAUCGGAGAGAAGGAGACCAAGCACUGCUCCUCCAUCCUGUGACGACGAUAUUUCCUCUAUUUCUGAACGAUCAGAUUCCCGUGCUUGGUCUUAUCAGAACACGUCUAUUCGUUGGCCCAAGAACAAAGUACCAGUCGAGAUCUUCGAAAUCAUCAUUUCGCACCUUACGCGCCUCGAAGUCAGAUGCUUGCGACUCGUUUGCAAGGAGUUCGAGACCAAAGUAUCUGCACAGUACUUUCGCAAUGUGGUCGUCCCAUUCAAAUCUGAGCUUUAUAGCAAACUGGAUCGUGAUGAGAAUGGCGUCCUCAAACGCACCUCUUCUGCCCUCCUCUCAGGUGGAAUGCGCAUCUUUCAAUCAUUUGGCCCUCACAUCUGGCGCUUUGCGCUUUCGCUAGAGCUCGAUGAGGACACUCUCUCAUACCCCCCAAUCAAACCUUCACAGGAGGCUGUGCCAUCUUUUUGGGGUAUAUAUCGUUGGCCGCAUGGUACAUAUCACCGAUACACCGACCUGGAAGGCCUCGAACAGACUGCCGACGAGACUGAGGCCAUGAAGGAGGCCCUCAAAUGUUUGGUCAAGGUCACAAAUCUUGGUCUUUGCUGCGAUGCUGGUCUUGGGUUUCUAUCUGGGCCUGAUCACAUAGCACGCAACGCUACCACUCUACAUCCUGUUUUUGCAACGCAAGAUUGGCGCCGCACCGGCCUUGAGCCUCCUCACCGAAAGCAGGCUAUUGUCACCUUGUCUGAUUUUCAUGAACUCGUCAAGGAUAUUAAGAAGCCUGUUUUCGAAAACCCCAUUUGCUUUAAGCGGACCGUAUUGCAAAAGAUGGCAACCGAUGCCGGGUAUUCAGCUGAUCAAGUUCAAGAAGCUGUACGCAUGAUACUCGACACGGAAGGCACUGACCUCAACACCAUCGACUUUGAUGAGAGAGACUCCUUACUUAACGACACGGACUCUCGACCGUCGUUGCUGAAUAAUCAUCGGGCCAACAUGGAGCACCGCGCUAACUUCGAGCCUGCUCCAGAUACAACAAACUUUCCACUCGUUCCCUCCUGUCUUACAAGAGCGCAGAAGGAGAUGCUCCUAGAGCUAGAAUGGGCUCAUCGAGCUAUGAUUCAAUCCUACGUCAUCGGUCUGAUUGACAAUGCUCGAGAUGGCUGUUUCGCGAAUCUAACAACACUCACCAUUGCCAAAAUCCCUAGCAGCCAUGUGUACAUCUUCCAGCGUCAUGAUCUCUGGCAGAACCUGCCCUCUCUCAACAAUGUCUCAUUGGGCGUUAUUGCAGACUGGCGACGUGUUUCUAAAACUGCCCCAGGAUGUAUCGAAGAUGUCCCCGUCUCUCCUGUCGAUGCUGUCGGGAAGGUGUACCAGCUACUUAAUAGUUACAUUGGUUCACAAGCCAACAUCGAGAGCCUUCACUUCGAAUGGAUCUGCGGAGGAGAGUUCGCGCCCUCAACGUUCCAGCGAAAUCAUUACAUUCUUCCGGCUCCUUUCUUUGAAGAUCCUCACCUCAUGGCGCGGGUGGACAGUCCCAGAACUCACCGACACGAGGUCCUCAUCCUGCCCUUCAUCAAACAUCUAUCUUUAAAGAAUUGCUGGGCCUCACCGCAUGUAUUUAUGCAAACAAUUCGCAAUAUGGCACUUUGCGCGUUGGAGAAACUUGAUCUGGAAUCUGUAUCACUUUCCGGUCCCCCCACUCUUAUCCCACAAGCUCCUCUUCAGGUGCCUGUCCAUAAUUUGAAUGCCGUCAAUCUACUGGGCUAUUUGCUUUUGGCGCCAGAUGGGCAACAGCAAGCUCAUCCUGCACCUGGUGUGGCAGCUCCGGCUCCUCCGCCACCACCGCCGCAAGUCGCCCAAAUGAUCCAGAAUCAGAUGCCCCCCAACCUUGCGCCAGAUCCAUCAGGGACUCCAUCUGAGAUCUUAGGACAGCCUGAGAUGCUCUCGUGGGCUGGAAUUAUCGAGCACUUCUCUCCUAGUAUCAAGAUUCAAGAGAUCCUGGCCGCCAGAGAUGAGUCUGCUCCCAAUUCUACCGAUCAAUCGACGCAGGACCAGGCAAAUCCACUGGGGCAACACAUACCAUCGUCGCAUCGCUUGCGUACUGAUGAGAAGAGAUACACCCUCAAGUGUCUGUCGUUUAAAUCCUGUGGUUAUGUGUUGAUUGAUGUGGCAGCCAUCAACACUAGGAGUAUCCUCCCCUUGGGCACUCAAGGCAUCGCUGGUAACGCCGAUCUUCAUAGCUCAAAUCUGAGACCUCUAAUGCAGAAAUGCCAUGAUAAGCUACUGGGUCGCAUUGCACCUUUUAUCAGAUCUCAAGAGCUAUUCCAACUGACCAAUGCUUUUGGUCUCGAUUUGGGAUGGGAUAGUGUCUACGAUCAACAAACCAUCGCUGAUGCUAUAGCCGACGGCGUUGAACAUCCUGGCAGAGGGCGAUUCUCGGGCACAAUUGAUGCCACUAGCAAUACUGGAGCCACUGGCUAG